AUGGCUGCUAUUAGCUUGCUUAAUCCUAAAGCCGAAUUUGCUAGAGCUGCACAAGCCCUAGCCGUAAAUAUAUCUGCUGCAAAAGGUAUUCAAGAUGUAAUGAGAACAAAUCUUGGUCCAAAGGGAACAUUAAAAAUGUUGGUCUCAGGAGCUGGAGACAUUAAAAUUACAAAAGAUGGAAAUGUCUUGUUACAUGAAAUGCAAAUCCAGCAUCCUACAGCUUGUCUUAUUGCAAGAGCCUCCACAGCAAUGGAUGAUAUGACAGGUGAUGGUACCACUUCAACAGUAUUAGUAAUUGGUGAACUAUUAAAACAAGCAGAUUUGUACAUUUCUGAGGGUUUACAUCCCAGAGUUUUAACCGAAGGUUUCGAUCAAGCCAGAGCCAAAACAUUAGAAUAUUUAGAUGAGUUAAAAAUUCCAAUCGAAGUUGAAAAGGAAAGUUUAAUGCAUGUAGCAGGAACUGCAUUAAAAACAAAAUUACAUCAUUCACUUGCAGAUUUGUUGACUGAGGUUUGUGUCGAUGCAGUUUUAUCAAUUUACACUCCUGGGCAAGAUAUCGAUUUAAAUAUGAUUGAGAUAAUUGAUAUGCAACAUAAAACAGCUACAGAAACAAGCCUUGUUAAAGGUCUUGUUCUAGAUCAUGGUUCAAGACAUCCUGAUAUGCCUAAAAGAGUUGAAAAUGCCUACAUAUUAACUUGUAAUGUUAGUAUGGAAUAUGAAAAAAGUGAAGUAAAUUCUGGUUUUUUUUACAAAACUGCUGAAGAGAGGGAAAAAUUAGUAUUAGCUGAGAGAAGCUUUAUCGAAGCUAGAGUUAAAAAAGUUGUCGAAUUAAAAAAGAAAUUAUGUGAUGGAACGGAUAAAAAGUUUGUCGUUAUUAAUCAAAAGGGCAUUGAUCCAAUGUCAUUAGAUUUAUUAGCAAAAGAAGGUAUUAUUGCUUUACGUAGAGCUAAAAGGAGAAACAUGGAGCGUCUUGCUCUUGCUUGUGGUGGUGUUGCCUUAAACAGUUUAGACGAAGUUGGAGAAGAACAUUUAGGUUGGGCCGGUCUCGUUUACGAACAUGUUUUGGGUGAAACCAAAUAUACUUUUGUCGAAGAAUGCAAAGUUCCAAAGAGUGUUACCAUUGUUGUCAAGGGUCCAGACAAGCAUUCUUUAAUUCAAAUCAAGGACGCCAUCAGAGAUGGUACUCGUGCAAUCAAAAACGCGAUCGAUGACAAAGCGUUGGUUCCGGGAGCUGGAGCUUUUGAAGUUGCCGUCAAUAAAAAAUUAUUGGCCUACAAGGACACAGUUAAGGGAAAAACAAGACUAGGUAUUCAGGCUUUUGCCGAGGCAUUAUUAAUCAUUCCUAAAACUUUGGCCAUCAAUAGUGGAUUUGAUUCUCAGGAUAGCAUGGUCAAAUUGACCGCAGCAGCCUACAAUGGAGCAGUUGUAGGUUUAGAUUUGGAAACAGGGGAACCAUUAAUGCCAGCCGAUAGAGGAAUAUAUGAUAAUUAUGUAGUUAAAAAACAAAUGAUUAAUUCAUGCUCUGUAAUUGCAAGCAAUUUGUUAUUGGUUGAUGAAAUCAUGAGAGCCGGUCUUACAUCUCUAAAGGCACAAUAA
This is a messenger RNA of Pediculus humanus corporis (human body louse), 1596 nucleotides long. RefSeq names its product T-complex protein 1 subunit zeta, putative. Gene Ontology annotation, molecular function: ATP hydrolysis activity; ATP-dependent protein folding chaperone; ATP binding. The record is from RefSeq and is a predicted model, not a curated record. The coding region runs from base 1 to 1596 and encodes 531 amino acids. The transcript has 10 exons. NCBI's taxonomy places the organism in Eukaryota, Metazoa, Arthropoda, Insecta, Psocodea, Pediculidae. Gene Ontology annotation, biological process: protein folding. Gene Ontology annotation, cellular component: chaperonin-containing T-complex.